This is a messenger RNA of Entamoeba invadens IP1, 3153 nucleotides long. RefSeq lists its product as hypothetical. The transcript has a single exon. Bases 1 to 3153 code for a protein of 1050 amino acids. The record is from RefSeq and is a predicted model, not a curated record. Gene Ontology annotation, molecular function: ATP binding; protein kinase activity. Gene Ontology annotation, biological process: protein phosphorylation. NCBI's taxonomy places the organism in Eukaryota, Evosea, Mastigamoebida, Endamoebidae.
AUGGUGUUCCCACUUCUUAUUUUGCUUUUUAUCUAUUUGAGCGCAUCACAAAACCACUGCGUCAAACUACUUUCGCCAAACCACUGUGUUGAAUGCGAAUCAAAUUAUUACCUCCAAUUGACAGACAACGAAGAAACGGGAAUUCCAACAAUGGCUUGUGUUGCAUCUUCGACGGUCAAAAAUUGUGCCAGUUUCGAGAACAACGCAUGCAUAAAAUGUGAAACCGGUUUCUACUUAACUGGUAACGAAUGUGUUGGUUGUGGUAUUGCAAAUUGUAAUUAUUGUAACAGUACCCACUGCUACCAAUGCGCCAAAGUUGCUGAAACACAAUAUUACCUUUCAAUCGAUGAGAAGACGUGCAUUGACUGUACACUAUCUGAAAAUGAUGUUGCGUGUGGAAGAUGCAAUGACGGACAGUACUUUAACACACAGUCUAAAAGCUGUAAGUCUUGCUUUACUAAUUGCCAGUUAUGUACUGAGGAAUUUAAUUGCUAUCAGUGCGCCAAUGGGACACUACUUAAUAAACAAAUCACUCCAUCAAAAGAAACACCAGACAAAUGUGAGGAACUUUCACAUUGCACACUUGAAGGUACCAAGGGGGACCACUGUGAAUUGUGUAAGACUGGGUAUAGGCUCCAAGGUGGUAACUGUGAGAAGUGUAAUGACAACUGUGAUGUGUGUUAUAAAAAGGAUGACGGAAAAAGUUAUUGCAGUGUUUGCUCCGAUACGUACGUCUGGGUUAAAGGUGAGUGUAAAUCUGCAACAGAAAUUCAUUGUAAAAAGGGAAGCACGACUUAUGGGUGCUUAGAAUGCGACGAUGAGUAUUUCUUGGACUCUUCGUUUGUGUGUUCACAGUGUGAUAAAACGUGUAACACCUGCAUUGAAAUUCCAACACAUUGUUUGACGUGUCAAAAAGAUUAUUAUUUUGAGUCGGGAACUAAGAAUUGUAAACUUAAAGAUCCACACUGUAAUUUGGUUGAUCAAGCCGGAUGCAAAGAGUGUAUUAACGAUUUGACGACAGACGAAGGGAAGAACACAACGGGAUAUUUUGUACCUCCCGAGUCACAAGUUUGUGUUGAUUGUACAAAUCACUGUAAACUGUGUGAAGGGAAGGAUUACCACUGUACUGCGUGUACUUCUGAUUACGUCUUAAAUAAAACGACAGAGAAGGCUGAAGAUGGUGUAACUGAUGUUGAGUACUAUGAAUGCACCCCAAUGGGCGAGACUUGUGUGAAAACUGAAAUGGGGUAUUGCACAGAGUGUAAGAAUGGGUUCUUCAUUCAAGGGGUUGACAGCCAAGAUUGCAUAAAAUGUGACAAAUCGUGUGGAACAUGUAAAGUGAGCACAUCCUGUUUAACGUGCCAUACCGAUUAUUAUAUGUCAAAAGAAGAACAGUCAAAAGAAAAUGUAGAACAUUUGUGUAAACUCCAAACUGAAAUCAACAUGACUUGUAAAUCAGGUAUGAAUGGGUGUGAAACGUGUAAAGAUGGGUAUUAUAUUAACCGAGAUGAUCCUUCACAAUACAAUUGCACUGUUUGUCCUGAAGAGUGUUCGACUUGUACGUUCAAGCAGACUGACAGUAACGAUCUCACAGUUGGGUACCCUGUAUGUACCGGGUGUCGAACUGAACAAGAAUAUGUGAAUGACGGGAAAUGCAAGGCGUGCAGCGAAUUAAAGAAUUGUGCUGCGUGCAGUGGUGAGAAAUGUGUUACAUGUGUUGAGGGGUAUAAUAUUGAUGCUGGAGGAAUUUCAUGCUCGAAGACAAACUGGGCGUUGAUCAUCCCACUUGUUGUUGUUGGUGUUAUUAUCAUUGUGCUGAUAUUCAUUGCAAUCAUCGCAAUAAUUUGGUGGCGACGCGCAAAGAGUGUCAAAGCCGAGACAGCAGCAAUCAAGCCGUUCCACGUCGGCAGUGACUUGGAACUUCUUCUUCUUGGUGCAGACAAUGAAAAGUUCCCGUUGAAGACUGACAAAUGGGAAUUGACAUUUGGGUUGCAGAAAGCAAAGGCUGUUGUUGACACGGAAUACACGGAAACGAUCAACCUUGCUAACAUGUCGAAGAGUCAAUACUACUUUGAGUUCCACUACACACCAAGUCAUAAGUAUGACCUUGAAAUAGAACCAAAGAGCGCAACACUGAAGCCAUCGACAGCUAUUCCAGUCACGUUCAAGAUUAAGAUGUUGUGCACGACAUCAGUGAGUGACAACAUCGGCAUUUCUGCAAUGGACAUUGAUGACCAAAACAAGGAGACGGCAAAGUUCACAAUAGUCGUUGAAUCAGACUUGUCACUCAAACUCGACCACACUGAGUUGAAGCCAAUUAUGCCACCAAUUGGAGAAGGCGCAUUCGGGAUGGUCUUUAGAGGGACGUACCGAGGGCGUGAUGUUGCUAUCAAGAAGAUGAAAGCAAGAAACUUGACACAAGAACAAGAAAAAGAAUUCAACCACGAGGUGUCAAUGAUGACACAACUGCGACAGAACUGCGUUGUUGAAUUGAUAGGAGCAGUUUACACGGAGGGAGAGAUUGCAAUUGUGACUGAAUUUGCAGAGUACGGGUCACUGAGCAAGAUCUGGGGAAAGAACCCAAUGAACUACCAACUGAAAGUGAAAGUGCUUGAUGACAUGGUUGUUGCACUGAACUAUCUGCACCAAAACAGUAUCUUGCACAGAGAUGUCAAAGGCGAGAAUCUCCUUGUCUUCUCACUCAACCCACAUUCCCCAGUCUGCGCAAAACUGACAGACUUUGGGACGUGCAGAAACAUCUCCGAACGAAACUUGCAAUCAAAAGCACUGUCGCAAGGCAUUGGAACACCAACAUACAUGGCACCAGAGUGUCUCCAGAACUCAUCCGAAUACAGCUAUCCAGUCGACGUGUACGCAUUUGGCAUUGUCUUGUACGAAACUUACAUCGAAAAGAACGCAUACGAAAACGAUGAGCGAUUCAACCAGCCGUGGAUGAUCCCACAAUUUGUCAUCGAAGGAAACAGACUCGACAAACCAACGGGCAUCCCAGAAAACUACUGGGACCUCACUACUAAGUGCUGGAAACAAAACCCAGAAGAACGUCCAACAUUUGCAGACAUCCUCGCAACCAUCGAGUCGUGGGGCGAGGACAUCAGAUACGCUCUGUCUGUCGAGGGGGAAAAUAAACAAUAA